Fusarium pseudograminearum CS3096 is the source of this 3753-nucleotide messenger RNA. RefSeq lists its product as uncharacterized. NCBI's taxonomy places the organism in Eukaryota, Fungi, Ascomycota, Sordariomycetes, Hypocreales, Nectriaceae. The transcript has 4 exons. The coding region runs from base 1 to 3753 and encodes 1250 amino acids. The record is from RefSeq and is a predicted model, not a curated record.
AUGAAACUUUCUCUUCUUUUCUUACUUGGUGGUGCUGGCACAGCAGUCAUAGCUGGGCCAUGCAAAUCAUCAACAUCUUCAUCCACAGGCCAAGCCGGUUAUGCCUCUGCAGCUCCUGAGUAUGAGACCUCUAUCAUAGGCUCUGUCGCUACUUCAGCGAUUCGAUAUGAGAGUCCCGGAGUUAAUCAGUCCGAUGAGUCUGAUUAUGUCACCAGCAGCACCUCUGCCGUGGAGAUGCCUUCUGGGUCUAACUCAGUAUCGAAUUGGCUACGUACAGGUUCUUCUGACUCUACUUGGCUCCCUGGAAACACCCCAACUCCCCUUACAUCUGGUUUUGUUACUCAUGGCCGGCCUGACGGAACUCAUGAUUCUGAAAUUAUCGUUGAGACUUCAAGUGACGCCGAGACAAUCAGAGAUGGCACUGCUACUCGUGAUGCUCCAAGUGGCAUCAAUACCAAGACCAAACACAUUCGUACUAGGACUAGUGCUGAUAGCGACAAUACUGAGACCAGCAGUGUCUCAAUGCCUACCAACACUCAGUCUGGGUCUGACCACCGAAGCACUGCGGCUGAUGGUGACUUGCCUGGUACCACUCAGGCCGGCAUUGACACUAAGACUAGUUCGAAUGGGCAAAGCACAGAUGCCAUCAGCGACAUUGAGACUGUCAGUGGAUCAACUGGCGAUAUUAACAAACCUGCAGUCACUCAGUCUGGACUACCUGCGUCAAAAACUGGAACGGACGCUGCCUCAACUCAACCAAACGCCUCAAGUCGCAUCAACACUGAUCUUAGUGGUGACCAAACUACCGAUGCCACUGAACUUGUUGUAUCGACUCUGACCAACACUGACACAAUUUCUACGAAAGAGUCUUCUGUCCCCAAAGCCUCCGAGUCUGUCUCUGGUUCUACUGACAUAGACAACACUGUUGCGAAAGCCACCACAGCUGGUUCUGAGGAGACAAGAACUGGCACAAGGACCUUUGUCCAAGAUGACAACCAGACCACUAUACCUGAUACUGAUUCCAAUGGUUCUGUCAUUGUCGGGGAGACUACUUCUAUUGGAUCCUCUCCAGACAGUUCUAGGACCAGCACUGGUGGUUCCGAUGGUCAGGGAACCACUGCAGGCUCGGACACAAGAGCUCCUACUUCUAACGCAACAGAUACUAGAAGUGGCCUUUCUCCUUCCGUUAAGACAUCAUCUGGUCAGCCUAUUGAGUCUAGUCCAUCUGGGUCUGAUGCCCCUAAACAAGAGCCGUCAGACUCAAACUCGGCAAUCCAAACUGGCGACAAACCUACAAAAGAUAUCGCCGCAGUACCUACAGUAACAGAUGCUUCUCCGCCUAAAGCCACAGAUACAGCUGGAGAUGCAAGUAUCACUUCUGUCCCAGACCAUAUUUCCACCACCAAGUCUAAAGACGACGGAAUUACUUCAACUCUGACUGUCCCUCCUGAGACGUUCACUCCUACAACUGUUUCCAACGACGACUGGACAACAAACACUUGGAUCACGACUACUUCAGAAAGCUCAGAUGAACCCACUGUAGUUCCGGUCCUCGUUGGCUGCCCUGGAUGCGGUGGCAGCGGCCACGGCAUCGUCAUCUUUGGCUUGCCUCCCAUUCCCAACGCUCUUUUCAAAUUUCCAGAUCUUCCUGAGGUCUCAUUCCCUUGUGUUCCAGGUGUUUCGCAGGGUUGCAGUUCUCCCCCAAAGACUCACGAGGAUAAAAAGUCAGACGAUGACGGCGAUGAUAAAGAAGAAGAAGAAAAGAGCUCCAAGACAACUUGCAUUGAUAUCAUCACUGCCAGUGACUGUCUCGUGUCUUGUCCUACGCAGAACUCCAAUGGUGAUGUAGAAUGUACCACAACUUGUACGAGGACACAAACAGGAUGCAGCGUCUCGGGUAUCACUACCACGACAUCUGCUGAGGAGUGCAGUGCUACAGAGAUAGGCGGUUCUUGCACAACAUGCCAGAAGGACGUAUUCUUUGUCAACGACAAGGAAGAAGUCGAGUUUAUCGAAAGUGGUUCUGUUCUCGAGAGAAGAGCCUCGCUCCAUGUAGAGAACUCCGCACUUGGCAAGAGAUCCUCUCCAGCGGUGACUAUCACAGAUCUUGGAGCUUGUACUCUGAAGAGGACCGAUGUCGAGUUCCCUGAAUAUCCAAGCGGUGGAGAGUUAUUCAAGGCUGAUACGACACCCAACGAGAAGCCAACAGACACCUACUUCAACACCAAGAAGUGGUACAUUGGUCGUCAGGAUCCAAACACAUGCGCACGUACGCUCGACAAGGUUUCAAAGCAACAGUUCAAUUCUCUUGCCGUCUCUAAAAAGAAGACCAUGGGCCAUGUCUAUGAGAAGAGCAUGCUAAAGGACUUUUUUGAGCAAAUCCUAGACGACAAUGUUGCAACUGUCCAAGGAGUCACCAAGGGGUCACAACGCAAGAUCAACUGCGCUGAUUUGUCCUAUUAUACCGACGACGAUCCCAACGGAGCCUCACCAAACCAGUUGAAGCAGGUCUUUGAUGCUUUCCCUUCCGUUAACAAGUACCUUGAUGAUUUCAUGGGCAUGGACGAAUACUCAAACGCCAUCUGCAAGGGCACGAUUGUAUCAUCGGGAAAUCUUCCAGCAGAAAUCUCCAAGAUUGCAACAAGUGGGAAACUCGUCAAAGGGGGCAAGAAACCAACUACAUGGAACCUCGUUACCAAGUGGGUUGAGGAGACUCUCCAGACUCUUGAGAAGCUCUCCAUUGGUGUUGAACUCUGGAAUAAUCCUGAUGUCCAAACCAUCGUUAUUCGGCAGAACCGACGUAUCCAUUCUCGAUUUGUCAACAUUGAUAACAACGCAAAGAACUGCAAGCAAGACGUUGCUGUCAAGAACAACGUCUGGAGUUUCUCGGCCGCUUAUCAGAACUACAUGAACGAGUUCUUCCAGGGAACGUCUUCCUUCUCCGCCAACCCUAUUGUUCAAAAAGCUGCGGACGAUCUCAUUGCACACAUGGACGCCAAUCUCGUCGCUCUUGGUAAGAGGACGUUGAGCGCUGAUGAACAGAGUCAGCUGACAAAAUGGACCACUCGUUACGCGCCUCUCAAGACAUCAACGUACAAGGUUUCUAUCUCGUGGGAUUUUAGUUAUACGAAUCUCAAGAGACAGGAUGGAGAUUCUUGUGCCCUGCCUACUUCGACGUUGAUAUCCUCAGCAGCAUCCACUACCAUGUCUACUCUAUCAACGUCUUACAUCUCGCAAACAAACCAAGAGCCCACCGCCACCGAGCAACAGACUCAUACAGAGACCGGGAUGAGUUGGAGCGGCACAUGCCCAUCGGUUUCUCCGUUCAUAGACGUUGACGCCAAGAGAAACUCCACAGAUGAGGUCGACGACCGAUGCAUAUGCCGAAAAGAGCCCCUGGAAGCUGGCCCGCCGGUGCCAUUUACUGCAGACCAACUUGAGGAUAUCCUGCUAGAUUUCUGCGACGGGUCACGCACGCUUAUCAAGCCUGGGGAACGAAAUUCAACCAGUAUCUUCAAGCAUUACAAGCUUGGAGACACGUCGCAGCUCUUCAUCCUAGCUAGCUGGUCGUACUAUAAGCCCGCAGGUUGCGUAGAACCUACUGCAGAUCUCAACUUGAACGAGAACUGCAAGACGGCUUUUCGCAGGCUCAAAUGCCUCAGCAUGGAUAAAAACUACGGGGGAUAUUUUGGUCAAAUUUUCGACGAAGGCUGUGUCUAUUGGUCCAUCGACCCUCUUUGGUCAAGCGGCUGA